Peromyscus maniculatus bairdii (prairie deer mouse) is the source of this 1295-nucleotide messenger RNA. RefSeq names its product NPC intracellular cholesterol transporter 2 (gene Npc2). Gene Ontology annotation, molecular function: cholesterol binding. The record is from RefSeq and is a predicted model, not a curated record. Gene Ontology annotation, biological process: cholesterol efflux; intracellular cholesterol transport. Lineage: Eukaryota; Metazoa; Chordata; Mammalia; Rodentia; Cricetidae.
GCGCCUGGGAGCGGAAGAGAUGGGCGGAGAUAAAGGGCAAGCAGCUGGCCCGGCGCCCUGGAGCCCGGGCGGGGCGCGGGCGGGCCUUCGCUGGUUACUGGUCGCAAGUGGCCUGACCCGGCUCCUCCCUCGGUCCGCCGUGACAAGUUUAUCUUGUGACUGCCCCAGCUGCGUUUUCCUUCCUAGAUUGCGGAGCCGUCUUAUCCACGAUGCGUUUCCUGGCCGCCACGAUCCUGCUGCUGGCGCUCGUCGGUGCCAUCCAGGCCGAGCCCCUGCACUUCCAGGACUGCGGCUCUACGGUGGGAGUUAUAAAGGAGGUGAAUGUGAGUCCGUGUCCCAGCCAGCCCUGUGAGCUCCACAAAGGCCAGUCCUACAGCGUCAAUGUCACCUUCACUAGCGGCACUCAGUCUGAGAACAGCUCUGCCUCAGUGUACGGCAUCCUGGCGGGACUCCCCAUCUUCUUCCCCAUUCCUGAGCCUGACGGUUGUAAGUGUGGGAUCAGCUGCCCCAUCCAGAAAGACAAGGUCUACAGCUACCUGAAUAAACUGCCAGUGAAGAGUGAAUACCCCUCUAUAAAGCUCGUGGUGAAAUGGGAACUUCAGGAUGACAAAAAGCAAAAGCUCUUCUGCUGGGAGAUCCCGGUGGCGAUCACAGGCUAAACUCUGUGACACCCCGAGUCUGUGGGGGUGAGGGCCGUGGCUGCAGGGAGGGGAAGACACAGAAGAGAAAUCAGACCUGAAAUUGAACCCGUGCGGAAGAUGAACAGAAUUCCAAGACUGCUGUUUGAUGCCUCUCGACCUCCAAAAACGUAUCUGCGACCCUACUCUUGAGCUCAAGCUCUUGCCCCCUCGAUUGCCUUUGUUGAGGCCUCAGAAGGGAGAGGGAGACUGGAGUAGCGUAGAGUAGUCUCCAUGGCUGUUGCUGUUGGAUUCAAGUCGGUAGGGACGGGAGGAGGUGGCUUAGGGAUGUCAGAUGACUUGACCCGGGGCUAUGGAUCCACUGUGAAGGAUGGCCUCCGAGAGACUCCCCUCCAGCUGGGGGUAUGACCUCUACAGGUUCCUGCUCUCUUAAGUGCCUCCUGAGUCCCGUGCACCUGGCCAGUCCAUCUACCGAGUCUCCAUAGUGCCCUCAGCCCCGAAGCUUCAACAAUAGUGGCCAAACUCUCCAGUGUCCACACACUGGCCGAGAGGUGUUCUGCAGCAGAAACUGAGCUCUGAUUAGCUGCUUCUCUGUGGCCAGCUCUCGGUCCUUGUUCUUUAGAAAUCUUCAUUAAAGAUGACGCUUGGUUGCAGCGA